Molecule: messenger RNA, 1495 nt
Organism: Petromyzon marinus (sea lamprey)
Lineage: Eukaryota; Metazoa; Chordata; Hyperoartia; Petromyzontiformes; Petromyzontidae
Source: RefSeq, a predicted model, not a curated record
GUUGUUACAUCGCCACAACCCGAUGCCCUCGAAGAGACAUUAAAAAAGAAAUACUUUAAUUUAGCAUUCAAUCACGUUUUUGAUUUGCCACCUAACAGUUGCAAAUUGAUACAAACACUAUAUUUGCAAUGUUUUUUUAUUAGUUUAUACCAGUAAGACCGUGGCUUAUUUUCAGCUUUAAGACAAACCUUAACGUAUAAUAAAAUCCGAGAAAGAGCUUUUUAAAUAAUAAUGCACGUUAAAACACAAAACCACUCUUUAUAUGCAUGUCUUGAAAGAGAGAGAGAAUGGGUUUGAGGACCAGUCAUUUUCCUGCAGCCAUGGCUCAAUAAAGACUCCGAUCCUGAAUCCCAGUCUCCUGGAUUUGACUUUCAAGACUCCGAUCCUGAAUCCCAAUCUCCUGGAUUUGACAUUCCAGACUCUGAUCCUGAAUCCCAGUCUCCUGGAUUUGACUUUCAAGGCUCCGAUCCUGAAUCCCAAUCUCCUGGAUUUUACUUUCCAGACUCUGAUCCUGAAUCCCAGUCUCCUGGAUUUGACUUUCCAGACUCCGAUCCUGAAUCCCAGUCUCCUGGAUUUGACUUUCAAGACUCCGAUCCUGAAUCCCAAUCUCCUGGAUUUGACUUUACAGACUCCGAUCCUAAAUCCCAAUCUCCUGGAUUUGACUUACAAGACUCCGAUCCUGAAUCCCUGUCUCCUGGAUUUGACUUUCAAGACUCCGAUCCUGAAUCCCAAUCUCCUGGAUUUGACUUUCAAGGCUCCGAUCCUGAAUCCCAAUCUCCUGGAUUUGACUUUCCAGACUCUGAUCCUGAAUCCCAGUCUCCUGGAUUUGACUUUCCAGACUCCGAUCCUGAAUCCCAAUCUCCUGGAUUUGACUUUCAAGACUCCGAUCCUGAAUCCCAACCUCCUGGAUUUGACUUUCCAGACUCCGAUCCUGAAUCCCAAUCUCCUGGAUUUGACUUUCAAGACUCCGAUCCUGAAUCCCAGUCUCCUGGAUGAUUUGACUUUCCAGACUCCCAUCCUGAAUCCCAGUCUCCUGGAUUUGACUUUCAAGACUCCGAUCCUUAAUCCCAGUCUCCUGGAUUUGACUUUCCAGACUCCGAUCCUAAAUUCCAGGCCCACUUGCGGGGAGGGCCGUGCGGCAGAGUUUGGCGCCGGCUACCCACGGAGCCCUGCGGCGUGCCGCCACCGCCGCUCUCCGCGGGCGUGCUUGCUGGUGGACUGGGGCCGGCCUUGCAAUGGCACCAACAUGAACGAGACGCUGGCGGUGUUCGAGGUGAAGUUACAAAUGUGUCCUCGAGAGAUUCAGGAGGCGUGGGAAACCGCGGACGAGCCAACAAUUGCCCCAAGCUCCGUGGCCCAACGACACUGCACUCGCCGCAGCGAACCGCAGGGGACUCGAGCGCCGCCAUCUCCGCUGGCGCCAAACCGUGCCGUUCCGCGCCCGCACACACUGCUGCACGGCCUUGUGGGAGCCUCGGUGCGUCUUCCGGCCUGA